Molecule: messenger RNA, 337 nt
Organism: Dimorphilus gyrociliatus
Lineage: Eukaryota; Metazoa; Annelida; Polychaeta; Dinophilidae
Source: the annotation of a GenBank genome assembly
UAUGCCAGGGGCGAGGGUCCAACCUAUUUUCCAAGUACUUCGUCAGGUAAAAAAACCUAUUAGAACAGUCGCUCUAUUUACGCAACAAUACUUUCUAAUUACAGGUUAUAGUCAUCAUUACAAAAUUCGACGUUCGUCUAGGAACUUAAUUGACAGUGACUCGAGGCCUAAUCAAAGUUUUUCAUCAAAAGUUACGUUCGAAGAUGAUGAAAAACCUACGAAUCCCAUUAAGUUACCGCCGGAAGAAAAGAAUCGCAAAAAUUACGAAAGAAAAGCAGCUAUCACUGAAGGACACUUCAUUGAGAAUUUAGACGUCGAGUUUGAAUAUGAAUUUUGA